UUUGGCGUUCCGAAAGCGUUCGGGAUGACGAGCAGCGCCAGGUACAAGAGCAGGGCGGUGAAAUCAGAGGAUGCAGAGGAAAAAGAGUACGUUGGCUUUGCCACCCUCCCAAACCAGGUUCACAGGAAGUCGGUAAAAAAAGGCUUCGAUUUCACACUCAUGGUGGCAGGGGAGUCUGGUCUUGGAAAGUCCACCCUGAUCAACAGCUUGUUCCUCACAGAUUUGUACAAGGACAGGAAACUGCUGAACGCUGAAGAGCGCAUCAGUCAGACUGUGGAGAUCAUCAAACACACGGCUGACAUCGAGGAGAAGGGUGUUAAACUGAAGCUGACUAUUAUAGACACACCAGGUUUUGGAGACGCUGUCAAUAAUACGGAGAGCUGGAAGGCCAUUACUGACUAUACUGACCAGCAGUUUGAACAGUAUUUUCGGGAUGAAAGCGGUUUGAACAGGAAGAACAUCCAGGAUAACCGUGUCCACUGCUGCUUGUACUUCAUCCCUCCGUUUGGACAUGGACUGCGGCCCGUGGACGUGGAGUUUAUGAAAGCACUGCAAGACAAGGUGAACGUGGUUCCACUCAUUUCCAAGGCUGACUGUCUGACGCCAGCGGAGAUGAGGAAGAUGAAGGACAGGGUGAGGGAGGAGAUCGAGAAGUUCGGAAUCAAAGUGUACCAGUUCCCAGACUGUGAUUCUGAUGAGGACGAGGCGUUCAAGCAACAGGACCGAGAGCUAAAGGAAAGCACUCCAUUUGCUGUGAUUGGGAGCAACACGAUAGUGGAGGUCAAAGGUCAGCGGGUGAGAGGGAGACUUUACCCAUGGGGCAUUGUGGAAGUGGAGAAUCAGUCCCAUUGUGAUUUCGUCAAGCUGAGGAACAUGUUGAUUCGCUCACAUAUGCAUGACCUGAAAGACAUCACGUGUGACGUGCACUAUGAAAACUACAGAGCGCAGUGCAUACAGCAAAUGACAAGCAAACUGACCCAGGAUAAUCGCGUGGAGAGCCCCAUCCCGAUACUACCACUGUCCACCCCAGACGUAGAGACAGAAAAGCUGAUAAAGAUGAAAGAUGAAGAGUUGCGGAGGAUGCAGGAGAUGCUUCAAAAAAUGCAGCAGCAGAUGCACAAACAGGACCUGUGAACGCCGCCCUGAACGAAAACGGCUGAUUUCAGCUUGUCUGCACUUUUACACAAGCAGCCACGUAACACUUUAACAUCACACUGAAGGAUAUACAGUAGGGAAAGCAACAGAUGUAUUUGUAUGUCAAACACAACACAGAUAUGAAUGCAUGUGUCGAGCACUGCGGUUAAAAGGGUCACUUCACCUGAGCCUGGUAUCUAAAACCAGGCUUCAAGUUGAAAUAUUUAGUAAUGCUAAAAGAUUUAGUGAUAGUUUGUUUUCACACUUUGUACAGUCCAUGUGAUGCUGUAUGACUGUUUCCAUGGCAAAGACUGCUGCUUUAUUCACAGUAGACAUGGCAAAUGUUCUGUCGUACUAUUGUUUUUUGUCUGCCGUUUUUAUGAUCCGUUUCUAGCCCAAUUUUUUAUUAUUUUUAGUAAUGUGUGUGUGCGAGUUUGUGUGCCUGUGCCGAUUUGCUUAAAACAAGAGCACUAAGUGGAAAACUAAAUAUUUGAGUGAUUUUCUACGUUUAAAGCAGCUAUACCAUCAAGUUAUUACAAGGUUUAGAAGUAUGAAAACAUUUGCAGUAUUAAAGCAAAUACUUUAAUAAUUUUUCAUUCUUCAUUCAUUUAUUUGUCUCUGAAGGCCUUAUCAGAGCACCUUGAAUUGCAAACUUUGUUGUACGACUGCUGUAAGUUGAAGAGAAUUUUCACUGAUCCAACCUUUUGUCUACUUUAUUGAUUGAACAUAAAAAUGUAAUUCUUUAUAACAGUUUUAUGUGAUUCAUGUUAUAAUAUGCCACUUAGGACGACUGUUCCAGUCCUAAAACACCACAUUAUACAUAAUAUUUCACAAAAUGGAUAUCAGACAAUCUUUAUCAGUGAAUAGGCUCUAACAUCUUUUAUAUCACCUGUUGUUGAUGGUUUUACAUGGAUGCAUUGAGAUAUUGAUUUGUAUGCCCUGUAUGUGUUUACUCAAGUUAUGAGCAUGACAAAUGCACCAUCUGCCAUAUAUCAUGAUUCCUUUGAAA
Messenger RNA from Sinocyclocheilus anshuiensis, 2143 nucleotides. RefSeq names its product septin-5. The record is from RefSeq and is a predicted model, not a curated record. Bases 25 to 1134 code for a protein of 369 amino acids. NCBI's taxonomy places the organism in Eukaryota, Metazoa, Chordata, Actinopteri, Cypriniformes, Cyprinidae. Gene Ontology annotation, molecular function: GTP binding. The transcript is spliced from 12 exons.